UUUCUGUAUCAGACUAAAAAAUGAAGGCUGUGACAUUGUUGCUGACAGUUAUAGCAGUGAUUUUCACUGUAGAGGUGACUGCUACAAGUCAAAACCAGUACAUGGUAUGUAGGUCAGUGGAAAGACUGCCAUACACCAUUCAAGAGACAUUGCAAUCCAAUGCAACUGGAACAAGAGGACCGAUAGGUUUACCGGGGAAGAAAGGACCCAGGGGUACUAAGGGUCCUAUAGGUUUCCCUGGAGUCAAGGGUUUACCAGGACCCAGAGGUUUAGAGGGACCUAAAGGUUCACAGGGAUCUAAGGGUCCACCAGGACACAGAGGCAACUCAGGUGCUAAAGGUUUACAAGGACUUAAAGGUUCGCAAGGACCUAAUGGUUUAAGUGGUCCUAGGGGUGUACAAGGUAUUACUGGUGUGAAAGGAUCAAAAGGUGCACCAGGGCCCAGAGGUGUAACGGGUCCUAGGGGUUUACAAGGACCUAAGGGUGUUCAAGGACCCCGUGGUUUACAAGGUCUUCCUGGUUUAAAAGGAUCCAAAGGUGCAUCGGGAGCUACAGGUGCCGCAGGACCUAAAGGUUUAAAAGGAUCCAGAGGCGUAAUAGGUCCUAAAGGUUUAAAAGGAGCUAGAGGUGUGAAUGGACCAAGGGGACCAAAAGGAAUAAAAGGUGUUGGAGGUGCCAUGGGCCCAAAGGGUUCAAUGGGACCAAAAGGGAAACAAGGUAUAAAGGGACGUGCUGGUUCAUCUGCUAAUGUGAACUGGGCAGAGGUUGACCGAAGAAUACAAAGGGCAUUGCAGAAUUAUGUGCCAACAACAACAACUGUAGCACCCACAACAACAAAAAGUGCAGUAGCUAGAUGCAGAGAGGACAAGGGUGCUUGGUAUCGUGGUCGUUGCAUGCGGGCACCUAGAUGGGCGCGUGGAUAAACUUUACAAUUUAAAGGAAUCUACACAAAACAACGGACAAGGGUUAGCUGUGUGGCAAUAUACAAGUCGCUAUAUAAAACUUGUUAUAUUGAUAAAAUGUAAAAAUAACUUUUCCAAUAAUAUGGGCUAUGUUGUAUUUUUUAGGUUUUGUUGCGGAGAAGCAAAAAUGUAAUUAAAUUGUAAUUUUCGCUGCUAAUAAAUUGGUUGUUUAUAUAUAUUCGCUAUACUUCGUAAUGUGAAAAUAAAGCAAUAAUUUACCAAAGUAAAAAUGAUAUUAUUCUUUAGAAUCGAAGAGAAAGAAAACUGAAACUAAUUAAAUAAAACAAAACAAUUCGUCAUCAUUGUGUAAUGUGCCUGGUUUUAAUAACCGCUUACAGUCAAAUUUUGCUUUGACGAUAAAUGGUGUUAAAUUAAAACAUAAGA
Molecule: messenger RNA, 1346 nt
Organism: Ciona intestinalis (vase tunicate)
Lineage: Eukaryota; Metazoa; Chordata; Ascidiacea; Phlebobranchia; Cionidae
Source: RefSeq, a predicted model, not a curated record